AUGCUAAAGCCCCCUUCCAAGUGCCUAAUGAGUCCAAUCACACCCCAAGAGGUUUAUACACUCAUGUCCGUGGCCCAUUUUUAUGACGGCAAGUUCGUGUCACUCCGUGGCCCAUUUUGCACUAUGAUGGCAAGUUCGUGUCACCCAGUCCGUGGCCUAUUUUGCCCUAUGAAGGCAAGUUCGUGUCACCUGGUCCAUGGUCCAUUUUGCCCUAUGACAGCAAGUUCGAGUUACCUGGUCCAUGGUCCAUUUUGCCUUAUGACGGCAAGUUCACAUCACCCGAUUUGUGGUCCAUUUUGGCCCAUGACGGCAAGUUUGCAUCACCCGAUCCAUGGUCCAUUUUGCCCUAUGAUGGCAAUUGCAUCACCCGAUCCAUGGUCCAUUUUUGCCUAUGAUGGCAAGUUUGUGUCACCUAUUCCAUGGUCCAAUUUGCCAUAUGACGGCAAGUUUGCGUCACCCGGUCCAUGGCCCAAUUUACCCUAUGAUGGCAGUGUUGUGUUUGGCCUGUCCGUUUGUGGUAAAACCUUUGGUGGGCGCAACCGGAAGAACCUGGGAUUCCAUUUGAUGAUCCACACGGGAGAAAAGCGCCAAGUGCCCUUACUGUCCCACAAAUCAACUCUUAAAUUCAAUUUGAUCAAACACAUUCGUAACAUUCACGGUGACAUGAUGAAUCCGAUGACACUAGAACAUCAGUUUCAGGGCGUUGCCCCUCGGGCCCUGAUGUGUCCCUUCUGCAACAAGGUGUUUGCCGGGCGCAACCAACACCAGCGGCUGCGGUAUCACACGCUCACCCACACCGGCGAGAAGCCCCAUGCCUGCCCCUACUGCCCUCACCGAGCCAGACUCAAGUUCAACCUGCAUAAGCACAUCCGUGCUCUCCACAAGGACCAGCUGGCUGCCAACUGUCCCCCAGCUGAGUUCUGA
Molecule: messenger RNA, 924 nt
Organism: Penaeus vannamei (Pacific white shrimp)
Lineage: Eukaryota; Metazoa; Arthropoda; Malacostraca; Decapoda; Penaeidae
Source: RefSeq, a predicted model, not a curated record